Molecule: messenger RNA, 4647 nt
Organism: Pimephales promelas (fathead minnow)
Lineage: Eukaryota; Metazoa; Chordata; Actinopteri; Cypriniformes; Leuciscidae
Gene: rnf24
Product: ring finger protein 24
Biological process (GO): proteasome-mediated ubiquitin-dependent protein catabolic process
Cellular component (GO): endomembrane system
Molecular function (GO): ubiquitin protein ligase activity; zinc ion binding
Source: RefSeq, a predicted model, not a curated record
GAGGAGGAGGGACCUGCUCGCGUCGUGAGCUACGUGCUGCUGAAUUCACAUCGAGCGCCAGUAAAAAUCUCAAUCUACCACCCCAUGCAGACGCAUUUCAGGAGCGCACACACUUCACCACAGCCUCAAACCACAUUGGAAGAGAUUUGAGUUUACAAGCAUCUGUUAACUUACAGCCUACGAUGCUCGUGUUUAUAUGAUUACUGAUUUGUUAAUAUCGCGCUCGAAUUGCUGCAGAUUAAAAGACGUGGUUGGUCUAUUUAUGGACGGUUGUUAGAAAAAGGUUGGAGCUAUAUUACAUUGAGGAGGCGCUGAAUUUGAGCUCUUUUCUAUCUGUUUGGGAUUGUGAUCGAGCAGGAGGGAGGAGUGGCGGAGAAACGACUGGCUCCUGAAUUCUGAAUCCUGCCUAAAAUCCACAAAGAUGAUAUAUCUGCCAGUGUUAUCCAUGACCUCAGAUUUACAGCAUUACACUUUCAGGAUGCCGAAUAUAGGGUUUCAGAACCUUCCCCUCAAUAUCUACAUUGUUGUCUUUGGGACAGCCAUUUUCGUCUUCAUCCUCAGUCUACUCUUCUGCUGCUACCUGAUUCGGUUACGGCACCAGGCGCACAAAGAGCUCUAUGCAUACAAGCAGGUUAUUCAAAAGGAAAAAGUCAAAGAAUUAAACUUGCAUGAGAUUUGUGCGGUGUGUUUGGAGGAAUUCAAGCAGAAAGAUGAGUUGGGAAUCUGCCCGUGUAAACAUGCCUUUCACAGAAAGUGCCUUAUCAAAUGGUUGGAGGUGAGGAAGGUAUGCCCGCUGUGCAACAUGCCAGUCUUGCAGCUGGCGCAGCAGCAGAGCAUGUCCGAGCCUGCGCCCCCAACACAGCAGCCUCUGCCCGGGGUGGAGAACCUGGUGUAGCCCCUUCUCUUUAUCCUAAAAAUAUGACCACCACUACCUUCACACUCCCUCCUGUACAGGUACACGCUCAUAUCCAAGGACAGACCGCAGGAUUUGUGCCCGGAGCCACAGUGACCUCUGACCUGCAUAUGUUCAUUUCCUGCCUUGGAACGGAUUUUUCCAAAUUACAAUAAUAGAUGAUUUACGCCAUCCGUCUUAUUUGGGUUUAGCUUUCUUUCCUGUGGGAUAAUGAAGAAGAAUUAAGUUUACAUGGCCAAGUCAUGUUUAAAGUAACCGUUCCACACCAAAGCACUUUUUUUUUAGGACACCAGUGAGAGGCAAAAAAAAAUAAAAAAAAAAAAUACAAGGACUAAAAAAUAUAACAUUAAAAACAAAAAACUACUUUUUUUAACAGUUCUUUUUUAACAAGCACUUUACACAAAACUCAAACUUAGUUGCUUGUGGUAGUAGCAAGAUCUUGUUUUAUACUUUAUGAUUUAAAACAUUUUUUAGUAGAUGUACACAGAGCCACAGAGUAAACCAUUGGUAUUAUUUUCAUUAGAGAGGGUUAUGUUUAUACUGUAUAUUAAAGGGACAGCAGCUCUCCAAUGUGUAUAUGUUUGUUUGUUUGUUUGUUUGUGUUGUGAUGGUCAGUAGAAUGGCUGUAUUGGUAGAUACGGUUCACCAAUACUUUUAGCUGGUGCCUAAUACAAAUGUGAAUGCAAAGUUCGUGUUAUUAAGGUCAGGAUGUAACCCAGCAGUAUUUAAUCUGUGUUCUGUGGACGCCUUUAUAUUUGACAUGCUUUUUUAUCUGAGGACUGCGUUAAAUCAACACACACACACACACUUCUGUAGCUUUGGGUUCAAGGUUGUAUUUGAUAAGAAUAUUAAAGAAACCAAAAAAGCUUAUUGCAAAAGAAAAAAACACUAUUCGUAGGGCGUGUUCACAGUCACACUUGGCAUGUUUGGUUCGAUUAAAUUGAACCCUGUUAGUGCGGUCCAUCCGGAGACUGUGGUGCGCACCAAAAAAGCAGACCGAGACCACUGAAAAGAUGGGUGUCGGUCUGCUUCCAAACCAACUCUGGUGCGAUUCGAAUGAAAUAUGAACACAACACGGACCAGACAUGUAAACGAACCAAAAACGGGACAUGAUAUCACAUGCUUAAGCAUACCUGUUUUUUGUUUUGUUUUUUUCAGGUAAAUACACGAUAAAAGCCUACCAAUCAGGUUGUGAACGUAUCACUUUGCCGUUAGAUUCGGUGUUUAAAUGCCAACGUGAAUGCUAAACGGACCAGGACUAAAUGUUUUCUGUUGGAAAUGUUGGUCCGGACCAAACAAACCAAGUGAACACCGUUAAACUUGAUCAGAUAUUCUAAAUACUUAAGAUUUUCCCACAAAGUCUAAAUAACAUGAGAAUUAUAUACACUAAAUAAUGCUUUUUAUUUUGUAAGGAACCUGCAGACCCCCUGCAAUAUGUAUGAUGUUGGCCCACACUUUGGGAACUGCUGCCAUAAACCCCUCCUGUUUCCACUAACUGUUCAUAGUUGAAGCAUUAGUCAGUUUCUGGCUUCAGUUCAGUUUCUGCAGAGUUCUGCCAGAUGUGUUAUAGAGGUAUUGGAAAUAGUUGCAAAUUUAAACUCGACAAAAUGGCCCAAAGGUAGUUUGUCUUUCAUGAUUUAUUAUUGCAUAAAUCGCCUAGGUUUCAUUCCCCAGGUACUGUUGGGGUGUAUUCUUUUUUGUUAGUUAUCACGUCUACCGGGAAAGCUGCAUCUCUAUGCAAAGCAGCAAGUGUGUGUGUGUGUGUGUGUGUGUGUGUAAGUGUGUGCGCACUUGGCUUCUGUCUCCAACGAAUAUUAAUAAACGUAAUGACGCUAUUGUGAGGCAAAUCAAACUAGACACGCUACAGAAACAAACUUAGAUCUGACCAGAAGUCACUGAAAUUGGAGAAUGUCCUCAGUAUGAUAUACACAGUCUAGUUUAGUAUCAUUCCAGCAACUUUCAGCAUGUCAGUGAAUCAGUCACUUUGUAACACAGAAUCCUUAGACGUUAAGAUCAACGAGUUGCAGGGUUGAUACAGUCAGCAGGAUGGGGCGUUCUUUGGAUGCUAUGGCUAUUUCUCGCUCUAGUACUUUUUUUCUUCUUCUUUUUCAUCCCACUAACCUCAUUGGGUCAGCUGUACCCUCCAUGUUAAGGGAGUCUAGAAAAUAAAUGUGUAAUAUUACAUACAGAUUGGCCACAACUCUAGAAAUGAUGCCAAAUGUAGAAACAUUUUGUUGCUGAGUAGAAUUAUCACACAAGUAAUGUUUUAUAUAAACCCAAACUAAAUCUGCAUUGGUUUUUAUUCUGAUUUGGUCAUGGAUUGAAUGUUGUAACUCAUUGCCGAGCAAAAUGCCCAACAUGUUCUGCGGUGUGUAUUUGUGUUUUUGAAAGGCUAGAUUCAGACUGUGAAUUAAGUUAAGUUUAUUUAUUUCUUUUUUUCCUGCAUUUGCUGAGUGUGUGAAGAAUCUCUUGUGCAUAUUAUCUAAAAAGAAAAAAAUAUAUAACAGAAAAAAUAAGGCUUUUUAUAUAUAUACUUCUUUUGGUUUGCUCUGAUACUUUGUCUUAAUUUAAGGUAAAACACUGAGGAUUUCCUUUAGAUUUGUAAUUCAUUAUCUACAAAUAGCAUUCAAUUGUGAGUCCUAAAUUAGGAUCUCUCCAUCUCGUUGGCGUUUGUAACACGGCAGGUCUUAACGUGUCACUCUGAUCACGAAUGUAUACAUAUAGAGAGCUGUGGUUCAACUGUGUCAUAAUGUGAAAGUAGUUGAUUGUGUCUGAAAAUCGAGUUGCGUCGCUGCACUUUUCAUAUUCUUCCAUUUUGGUGGAAUUGGUGCCUCUCCAUUGAGGCAGAACUGAAAUGAGGCUAAAAAAAUAUUCGUAUUUAUUGUGUGCUAAUGUUUAAAACCCAUAACAGUUCAAUAGUAUGUUCUAACGGCGCUAUUUUAGUGAUAAUUCAGAUUAGGCAAAGAAAGGCUUUGUUGACAUUGUUUAAAGCAAUUUCAAAAUCCAAAAUCGCUCUGAAAACAUAUCUAGAAUCGUUUAGUCAGGAGGUAGUCCUCAAGCAUAUUGGGAAUGUUAAGUGGUUACAUUUUUGCUCAGCAUAUUCAAACUAAUCUUUGUUUGUUUUUUACUGAUCAUUACUGAGAGUGCCAUUGACCAACUGUAUUUUGAAAAGCCAAAUUAGGAUUUCAGUUGCAACUUUACAACUUGUGUUUGUUCUCGGCAGGCUUUUUAGACUAGAUGACAUUUUAUUGUGAGAAAAGAUUGUUGGAAAGAGUUUGGCAGUAUUUCUGUUGCAAAGUAGCAGUUAUUUCAUAGAAUGUGGUCAAGAGUUACUAAGGCACAUAAUGUAAUUCAAACAUUGUGUUAUUUUUUUUAUAUAUUUUUUUGAUACAUGAUUAUUAAAACUAAACUGCCAAUUUAUCAACCCUUCAUUGUGACAAGCCAUUGUGAACCACCAUGGAACUUCCUCCUUCCCCACACCACUAUUUUGCUUCAUUCUGUGAUGAUCUAAUAUUGCCCCACCCCUCACCAUUGUGACCUCACAGAUGUAAACAUAUAAACCCCGCCCCUUCCCAACAUGUUUGUUUUAACACUGCUAAUGUUUGUGAAUCUCGCAAACAUGUUUGUAUAAGUAAGAAUUCUGCAGCAGAAUAUUUUCUGUAUAGUAUUUGUAAACUAUAUUUUUGUAUAUUUAAUCAACAUUUUGAAGAAAAUAAAAAAAUGCAAAGAUGCUU